AGAUCAUCUCAGGCCAUCGUUGAACGUCCCUUCCAACUGGGGAAGCCGGGGCACACAUCGUCGGGAUUGGCUUAGGAAUAUCACCCGGCGUACCGAAUCCGAGUCUGGACGGACUGAGGAAGGGCGCAAAGAAAUUUCUCCGCGUAAACUCAAGACCGACGUGCGCUCACAUAUCGGAUUUCAAGAUCGAACCAGUGAGGGAUACCGGAAUACACUGGGGGAGCCUCCAACCAAUAGGUAUAACAUGGUCCCUCCCGCAGGUGCGCACACCAAGCUCUUCGCAGGGCAGAAAGACGAGAACUUAGGCGAGGGAAGUCAAAUUCCGAAUACCCCAAUUAUGGUAUAUAAGAACUCUAUAUUUAGCAAACGAAGUCCAACUAAGAGGGACUCGCAUGACCUUCUUCGCAAGCUUUCUAGGACGGAGAGCCCACCUCAAAACCAGGCCGAAUUCAAAACGCCAGAAAACUCAAAACUCCCCGAGAGGCGAAUCUACGACAAAACGCCGGUUGUGACUGGCGCCUGGAUAGAUACGCCAAUGACUGAACGAAUGAAAGAGCUCCCAAAGCCUCGUCUGAACAACCUAAGACCACCAGUGUCCGGAAAUAAGGGACUUGAAGUAUCAUCUGGACUUGGAGUACCAACCAUUUUUGAAGAGCCCAACAGUUCUGGGUCGCAACAGAUUAGUGAAAACGAGAGAGAAAAGAAGAGGGAGGAAGACAAUCAAAAGGCUAGGGAGAAUGAAAGGAAGAUGGAAAUGGAGAAAAGGGAGAAGGAAAAGGAAAGUGUGGUAAACGUGAAGCCAAUGGACAUGAGUCAGAUAGAAAACAAGGAAAAGGACAAGAAGGCAGAGAAACAAGCGGAAAAAUUGAAAGACAAAAAGAGGCCACCGUUGAUCAAACCUGAUCUCCCGAAGAGUGCGUUGGAAACUGUCAUGCAAGAUUUCAAGGCUGACAAAGACUCUUUGGACGUUGGCGACGACACGCUCGAAUCUCUCCAACAAAUCCUUGACGAAAAGCCAAAUGAUCUAAAAACUGAAGCAGAAGACGAUGCAGAGUAUGAGAAGUCCAUCCUGCAGAAACUUGAACUCGAAAGCUCGGGAAGCAGUGAUAGCGUCGAUCUCGACAGGCUGAAUAAAAAGCUGGAGUCCCUAACCGAGAAUAUCAACAAGGUGAAGAAAGGGCUCAAUGGCUUGGAGGAUCAAGUCUUACGGGAUGCCGCUGCUCUUGCAGCAAUACCAGCUUCUCCGAAAGGACAGCUACCAUCGAGUCAUACGUGUGACAACUGUGAAACCUGCAAAGCUCAUCAUAAUGGAUUGACCUCUGCUUUCUAUCUCCCACGCUUAUGGAGACAUGAACCUGGCUCACGCCGGAUUCGACCCACGUUCCUUGGAUGGUGCAGCGGGCUGUUGCUUCUGUGGUACUUCUCUGAGUCGACGAUGUGUGAUUAUUACUGUCAUCCCUUUGUUGCUGAGGCAUGCGAAGGAAAUUGUCUGCUUCCCGAUGCGCCACGUUUUCCGUUCGUCAUCCCAACAAUGCUAUGGCGCUGGUUGCACCUAUCGGCCAUCUGGACUCCGCUCUGGGCCGUGAUGGUGGCUUUCUUUAGACUCACAACACAACUUCUGGGAAUCUCAGAUGGCUAUGUGGAUGAUAUACCUCCUCGAGCGCUCAAUCUUUCAGGCGAGAUCCGGAUACGUGGGACUCGUGUAGAAGGCUUUCCUGCAUUUGCAACCUCUAAAUAUGGCUUUAAUGCACCUAAGAAGCAACAGCAGACACCGACUCAGAAACCCACUCCGAUCGCUGUCCCCGAAUUGGAUCUCGGGCCGGAUGUACAUCAGGGUAAGGCCAACUUUGAAGACGACUCCAUGGAUGAUGAUGAAUUUAUCUAGCGAUGAAAUACUAGUGUUUGUUAUUUUGGGACUGUGAAGUAUUUGAAUAGCCUUUUGUUCUUCUUGUAACUUAAUGUCGAGGACGUCUGCCUUGGAGCAGAUAUAGCUG
Molecule: messenger RNA, 1994 nt
Organism: Aspergillus caelatus
Lineage: Eukaryota; Fungi; Ascomycota; Eurotiomycetes; Eurotiales; Aspergillaceae
Exons: 1
Coding region: 245-1885 (546 amino acids)
Source: RefSeq, a predicted model, not a curated record